Molecule: messenger RNA, 1174 nt
Organism: Bolinopsis microptera
Lineage: Eukaryota; Metazoa; Ctenophora; Tentaculata; Lobata; Bolinopsidae
Product: syntaxin-18-like
Exons: 8
Coding region: 18-905 (295 amino acids)
Biological process (GO): retrograde vesicle-mediated transport, Golgi to endoplasmic reticulum
Cellular component (GO): SNARE complex; endoplasmic reticulum
Source: RefSeq, a predicted model, not a curated record
AAAUAAUUUGAGCGUAUAUGGUAGAGAGAACCCGACAGUUUAAGGUUGAAGUAAAGAAACAACGUAACCUCUCUGGAACUACAGGAGUAGACUCUAACAUCCUACCAACCAAGUCGCACCACACCCAGUUUACUAAAAACGCUACUAGCGUCCUCCACACUAUCAAACAGCUAGAUGAGCUAGUGGAAGAAACACGUGAGAAAUACAUAGGAUCUCCCUGCAGCAAUGAGUUCUCUAGUCUCUCCGAUCGACAGAGGUUGGAUAUAGACAUGUCAGCUAACAUGUUUAUGGUUCAAUGUAAGGACGCUAUCUCUUCUCUUUCUAAAAGAGUCUCCGAUACCAACGGGCAACUGAAGACACACCAAGAAGGAGUGAUAUUCGUGCUGACCCACUGUCUGAAGCUGACGUGUGACAAGUACUCUAAAACUAAAGCUAUCCACGUGAAGCAGACGUUGGAACAGCACAGACUUGCUAAACUCAGCUCACAUCGCAACACUAUUGACAAGAUACGGAAUAUGGAGCAGGUUGAACAGUACGUGAAGCCAGAAGAGGAGUUCAUCACUGACGAGGAUCUGGGUCUGAGUUCAGAGGAAGUGCAGAUGUUGGAGAUGGAGAAUGAGAGCAUGUACAGUGAGCUCACCGCUCUUAGUUCAGAGGUACAAAAUAUCGAGGGAACAGUGAUGGAAAUAUCCCGGUUACAAGAGAUAUUCACAGAGAAGGUACUAACACAGACAGACCAGAUAUUUGAACUUCAUAGGACUGCCGUGGAAACAACAGAGAACACAAGAUCGGGUAAUGAAGAGUUGAGAGAAGCUAUAAAGAAUUCCGCUGGUUUUAGAGUCUGGCUACUCUUCUUCUUCGUCAUGGCCAGCUGCUGUCUUCUCUUCUUGGAUUGGUAUAAUUGAGUUGUUCAAUAGGGUUUUAAAAUUUCUGUUUUUCUAGUGAAAUAAUGGGGUAUUUUAAAUUAUUUGCCGUGUUGUGCCUUUAGGUAUUUAUAAAUUUAAAAAAUAAAAUACGUUGUUCCAGUCUUAGUCUUAUGUGUGUAAUUUAGUUUUUGAUCUAAUAAAGUAUGUGCUCUCAUCACUUUGACUAUCUAGAGAUUUUGCAGUUCUUUGUACAGAUAUUGACGGUUUGGUUUAAUUCAAUUUCAGUCUGAAUAGUGAAUAUUUUACAA